Messenger RNA from Lycium barbarum (goji berry), 2363 nucleotides. RefSeq names its product class V chitinase-like. Bases 116 to 2170 code for a protein of 684 amino acids. The record is from RefSeq and is a predicted model, not a curated record. Gene Ontology annotation, molecular function: chitin binding; ATP binding; protein kinase activity. The transcript is spliced from 7 exons. Gene Ontology annotation, biological process: carbohydrate metabolic process; protein phosphorylation. Lineage: Eukaryota; Viridiplantae; Streptophyta; Magnoliopsida; Solanales; Solanaceae.
CUAUGAUUUGUUUUCAAAGAAAAAUCAUGUUACUUUUUCCAAAGUCAAAACUCAAAUCCUGACACUAUAUAACACAAAAACUAUCACCCAAACUCAUACUAUACUAGCUUCAGCCAUGGGCCUGUUUUUCAUUAAAAAUAUUGUCUCAUUUUUCUUCCUCCAGCAACUGAUUUAUUUCUCUAAUGGCCAAAAUGUCAGUAUUAUGGGAGGGUACUGGCUAUGGAGCAGUGGAAUAUCUUUAAACAAAAUAGAUUUAACUCCUUUUUCUCAUUUAUUUUGUGCAUUUGCUGAUCUUAAUUCCCAAUCCAAUCAAUUAAUUCUCACUUCACCAAAUUCAUUCCAGCAAUUUACAAGCACAAUCCUACAAAAAAAUCCUUCUGCAAAAACUUUAUUGUCUAUAGGUGGAGGAGCUGCAAAUAAAACAACAUAUGGAGUUAUGGCUAAAAAAGCAAAUUCAAGAAAAAGUUUUAUUGAUUCAUCAAUAAAAUUAGCCAGACAAUUGGGAUUCCAUGGUCUUGAUCUUGGAUGGAUUUUUCCGGAAUCAGCUACAGACAUGACAAAUUUAGGAAUCCUUUUGAAUGAGUGGCGCAUGGCAAUCAACAAAGAGGCGAGAAAUUCCAAUAAAGCGGCUUUAAUUCUCACUGCAGUUGUAUCCGGGUCUCCCCGAGUCAAUGGUUCGAUUUACCCGGUUCAAUCAAUGGCAAGAAACUUAGACUGGAUCAACCUGAUAGCAUAUGACUUUUACGGACCAGGUUGGUCGCCCUCACAAACGAAUUCACAUGCACAAUUAUUUGAUCCUGUAAACCAUGUAAGCGGAAGUGAUGGAAUCAAUCAAUGGAUUCAGGAAGGUGUUCCUCCACAAAAAGUGGUUUUUGGAAUUUCAUUUUAUGGAUACGCGUGGCAAUUGAAUAAUACGAAUAUUCAUGGUCUCAGGGCUCCUGCUAAUGGAAAAUCAGGCGUCUACAAUGACCCGUGGAUGACAUAUGACCGAAUCAGGGAUUUUAUAGUGCAGUAUCACGCCAAGACUGUGCAUGAUGAUAAAAUUGUUGGAGAUUAUUGUUACUCAGGAAGAACUUGGAUUAGUUAUGAUGAUAGUCAGAGUGUUAGAACUAAAGUUUCUUAUAUUAAAAGUAGAGGAUUGCUUGGUUACUAUGCAAUGGAUAUUUCAGGAGACAUUAAUUCGAGUUCUGUUCUUUCUCAUGCUGCUGCAGAAGAAGCUGAUCAAGGGACACAAGGAGGAGUGGUAAACAAGAAGAAAAAACUCAAUCGACUGGCUAUCAUUCUAAUUCCAGUUGGUGCAGUACUAAUUCUGAUAUUUCUAGUGUUGAUAAUUUGGCGUCUUCGAAGGAGACGACAAGUACUUAAAUUUCAAGAGUUAGAGAGGAAUCGAAGGAACAAAAUGGGAAGCAAAAGUAAAGGAAGAAAAAAUGGAGAUAGCAGCAAUUUGCAGGUUUUUAGUUUUGAUGAGAUGAAGGCAGCUACUAAUGAUUUUUCAAUUGAAAAUAAGCUUGGACAAGGUGGAUAUGGACCUGUUUACAAGGGAAAGUUGAGAAACGGGCAAGAAAUAGCAGUGAAAAGGCUCUCAGAGACUUCUUCUCAAGGAUUGGAAGAAUUUGAAAAUGAAGUGAUCCUUACAGCAAAAUUACAACAUAUAAAUCUGGUAAAAGUGGUGGGUUUUUGCAUUGAAAGAGAAGAAAAGAUGUUGGUCUAUGAAUAUAUGCCCAACAAGAGCUUGGAUUACUACAUUUACAAGCAAGAAAGAAGAUUUCUUCUAGAUUGGGAAAAAAGAGUGCAAGUAAUUGAAGGCAUCAUUCAAGGGAUGCUAUACCUCCAAGAAUAUUCAAGAUUAACAAUUAUUCAUAGAGAUUUGAAAGCGAGCAAUAUUCUAUUGGACUUACAAAUGAAGCCAAAGAUCUCUGAUUUUGGAAUGGCAAGAAUGUUUAAGGAGGAUGAAGUUGAAGCAAACACAGACAGAAUAGUUGGAACCCUGGGUUAUGCACCACCUGAAUAUAUAAAACAGGGCAUUUAUUCAACAAAAUCUGACGUUUUCAGUUUUGGCGUACUACUACUUCAAAUCAUAAGUGGGAAAAAGAACACAUGUCUCUAUGGUCCAGAGCUAAACCUUCUUGAAUACGUGAGUUGCCAUAACUUUUUUCUUGACUUUUAUUAGGUAUUUGGUAUCUGUAUCGGGAUCUAAUUUAAUUUGUAUAUUUGCGCCGCAUAAAGUUCAUUAGAAAGGAACGCUCCUUACUAGGAUUUUUCCAUUAUCAGUGCUCGAUUCGAAACAUCUAGUCUUGGUUAAAUGAUCUUAACUUUAUGUGCAUAUUACAUGUAUAUGUCUACUUAGUUAAAAUUUAAUGUUA